This is a messenger RNA of Vitis vinifera (wine grape), 2705 nucleotides long. Its product is annotated as heterogeneous nuclear ribonucleoprotein 1. Gene Ontology annotation, molecular function: RNA binding. Bases 665 to 2101 code for a protein of 478 amino acids. The record is from RefSeq and is a predicted model, not a curated record. The transcript has 4 exons. NCBI's taxonomy places the organism in Eukaryota, Viridiplantae, Streptophyta, Magnoliopsida, Vitales, Vitaceae.
CCAUGCAUGCAUGCAGAUACACAAACGCAUGUAAUGCAUUCAUACAAAUGGAUUUCCCCAAUAUGUAUAUAAGGAAUGAAUGGGAGGACAAGCCAAUCCUUCCCAUUUAUCAGAUCAAAACAUCAUUCAUUUUCAUUUCAAAUUUCCUUUUUCCUUUUUUUUUUUUUUUCAUUCUUCUUUUUCCCAUGAACCAAACACUCCCAGAUAUUUCAAAUCAAAUUACAUGCUAUAAUAAAUCAAGAAAGGUGCCUCCACACAUCGAAGCUGCUUUAAUUCUGUGUUGUUUGGUGUAUCUAAAUUUGCAAUUUGUUAUCAAAUCGGAAUAACAGAAUUGAAAGAAGAAAGCCGGGGAAAAUCUGUGGGGGGCUAUUGAGGAGGAUGAACACGCCCUCAGUUCUUAUUGUGCCUCCUCUCAGAUCUUAGCUUUUUUGCAAGAUUUGGCAUCUGGGUGUUGUUGAAUUGGUGGGUUUGGUGUGAAUCUGAAACUGGGUCUUGGAUCUUAGCUGAAUUGGCUUGGGUUUCGGGGCUGAAUUCAUUGUCGGGGGUUUUCAGGUUUGUUGUUUGAUCGAUGAAGGAUGCGAUUUCGCUGAAUUGAAUCUGGGGAUAUCCAUUCUGUAUAGGAUUUUGAAUUUGUGGGGUUUGUCUAAUUCUUCAAAUAAGAAAAAUGCAAUCCGAUCUUGGCAAGUUAUUUAUCGGUGGAAUUUCUUGGGAUACAAAUGAAGAUCGUCUCAAGGACUAUUUUAGCAAUUAUGGGGAGGUGGUGGAAGCAGUAAUUAUGAAGGAUCGGACUACCGGUCGUGCUCGUGGUUUUGGUUUUGUUGUCUUUGCCGACCCAGCUGUUGCUGAGAGAGUCAUUAAAGAAAAGCAUAAUAUUGAUGGUAGGAUGGUUGAGGCGAAAAAGGCUGUUCCAAAGGAUGACCAGAGCAUUCUGAGUAGAAACAGUGGUAGCAUUCAUGGUUCUCCUGGUCCAGGACGGACAAGAAAGAUAUUUGUGGGAGGGUUAGCAUCAACAGUCACAGAAAGUGACUUUAAGAAGUAUUUUGAUCAGUUUGGGGCAAUCACAGAUGUUGUGGUGAUGUAUGACCACAACACGCAGAGGCCAAGAGGCUUUGGGUUCAUUACUUAUGAAUCGGAGGAAGCAGUGGAUAAAGUGCUGCUCAAAACUUUUCAUGAACUGAAUGGUAAAAUGGUUGAGGUGAAGCGUGCAGUACCCAAAGAGUUGUCGCCAGGUCCAAUCCGGAGUCAACUUGGGGGAUUUAACUAUGGUCUGAGCAGGGUUAAUAGCUUCCUUAGUGCCUACAAUCAGGGAUAUGCUCCAAGCACAGUUGGAGGCUAUGGAGUUAGGAUGGAUGGUAGAUUCAGUCCAAUAGCAGGUGGUCGAAGUGGGUUUCCUCCUUUUGGUUCUGGGUAUGGAAUGGGUAUGAAUUUUGAGCCAGGUUUGAGCCAAAGCUAUGGGGGCAGUGCAAACUUCAAUAAUAAUCUCAACUAUGGACGGGGAUUGAACCCUUAUUAUAUUGGUAAUACAAAUAGAUUUAAUAGUACUAUUGGGUAUGAUGGGGGUAAUGGAGGGAACUCUUCCUUUUUCAGCUCGGCGACUCGGAAUUUGUGGGGUAAUGGGGGCCUUAAUUUUGGAACAAACUCAGCAACUUCCAGUGCUUUCACAGGAUCUGCAAGUGGGACCACCGGAGGAGGUGCCUUUGGCAACAGUGGAACUAGUUGGGGGUCUUCGCUGAUUUCAGCUCAAGGUGGAGGAAGUAAUAUUUCUAGCAAUAGUGGAAAUCUUGGUUAUGGAGGUGGUGACAGCAGCUAUGGUUUGGGAGUGGGAGGGUAUGGAAGAAACAGUGGAACCAGUGUAGCUCCAACCUCAUCAUAUGCUGCAUCAAACAGUGGCUAUGACGGGGCCUUGGCAGAGUUCUAUAGUGGUGGUUCAGUUUAUGGGGACUCAACUUGGCGACCAUCAAAUGCCGAGCGAGAUGGAUCUGGUUCCUUUGGUUAUGGGCUUGGCAAUGCUGCUUCCGAUGUUCCGGCUAAAAGUUCUCCUGGUUAUGUUGGUGGUUAUAGUGUUACUAAAAGACAGUCAAAUAGAGGAAUUGCUGCUUAGGACGAUCAUCAUUGGAUAGCAGGACUUUGUUGUAGGUGAAGAAAAUCUGGUGAAGCAGGUGAAAAAUGUGAAUUUCGCACAUCUCCGCCGUUAAUAUAUUUCUGUUCAAACAUGAACGAGAAAAAAGGAAAAAAAGAAAAAAGAUGUCAAAAAAAAAAAAAAAAAAAACCUUAUCUAGAGCUAACUGGAGUGUGUGCUUUGAAGAAUUAAACUUAGAGAUAGAAGUUACAUGGGAUUUUGUGUUAAGGAUUGAGUUUUUUGAGUUACAUUUUAGGUUUUUCUCUUUUUGUUAUUUGAGUGAGCUGUAAAAUCAGAUUGCGGGAUAUAGUCAGAAAUGUAUCAUGCAUCUCUGGUGAGGCGGCGAUACAUAAAAAAGAUAGACUAUGAUUUUUUCCUUCUUUUAUUUUGCUGUAACGUCUCUGGCAAAGUUGUGGGUUAUCAAGAGGAAUGUUUUGUUUUGUUUUUUUUUUUCUUUCCCUUCAUUGGGUUUUGUUCUUCCUCAGAUUGUACCAGAGGUCUUGUUGAUUUACUAGUGUGAAACGUUUGAGGGAUGCCCAUCUAGGGUCCCUAAUAAUAAGUUACCCCAAUAUGCUGAUUCUUUUCC